Messenger RNA from Ficedula albicollis (Collared flycatcher), 844 nucleotides. RefSeq names its product integumentary mucin A.1-like. The annotation marks the transcript as partial. The record is from RefSeq and is a predicted model, not a curated record. Lineage: Eukaryota; Metazoa; Chordata; Aves; Passeriformes; Muscicapidae. The transcript has a single exon.
CACCUCGACUGUCCCUGAAUACACCAGUGCUGACACCACCACCCACUAUGGGACCAGCUCCACCAUCUCUGUGACAACAGUUAUUCCUGAGACCACCACAGUCCCUGGGACCACCGUCCCUGAGAUCACAGCCACCAUCUCUGAGAGCAUUCCUACCACCCCUGGCAGCACCACAAUCCCUGAGACCACCAACACCUUCCCUGAGACAACCACAACACCUGGGACAAACAGCACCCCUGAGACAACAACGUUCCCUGGGAGCACCACAACCCCUGUCACCACCACGGUCUCUGACAGUACCACAAACGCUGAGACCCCCACAACCAUCCCUGGAACAACGCUCUCUGAGACCACCAGCGCCAUCCCUGGCACCACCGCCAGUCCUGAGACCAUUUCAGCCACCCCUGAAACCACCACAGUCCCUGACACAGCCAACACCUUCCCUGAGACAAACACAACCCCUGGCACGACAACGACCGUCCCUGAAUUCACCAGUGCUGAGACCAGCACGUUCUCUGGGACCCCCACGACAUUCUCUGGCACAACCAUCUUCCCGGGGACCACCAAGACCCCUGAGAGCAUUUCCGCCACCCCUGGCACAACCACAGUCCCUGGAACAAUCACCACCCUUGAGAUAACAACAUUUCCUGAAACCACCACGGCAUUUCCUGAAAUCAGCAGUGCUGAGACCACCAGCACCAUCCCUGGGACCACCAGCACCAUCUGGGGGACAACAACAAUCCCUGGCAGCACCUCGACCGUUCCUGAAUACACCAGUGCUGACACCACCACCCCCUAUGGGACCAGCUCCACCAUCCCUGGGACAACAAUCUUCCCUGAGACC